Molecule: messenger RNA, 2372 nt
Organism: Cucurbita pepo subsp. pepo (vegetable marrow)
Lineage: Eukaryota; Viridiplantae; Streptophyta; Magnoliopsida; Cucurbitales; Cucurbitaceae
Source: RefSeq, a predicted model, not a curated record
ACAAAGAAAAGAGUUUCUCUCUCUUCGAAUCCACGCCCCUGUCUGUUGCUCUCUCUCGCACCGGUCCCAACAUCCAUCGCCACGCCCCGUUGCCAUCUCCCUUCGCUCGCAACCAGCAUUCAGCUCUUUCUUCCUCAGAUCUACACUCUCCAUUUCCAUCACUCUCAGGUGUCAAUUUGCUGGUUUACAAUCCAUUUUGUUUCGAUCUCUGCCCGGUGCCCUUCGUUGAAUCUCGCGGGAGUCUUUCUGGAGGUUUUUCUUAUGCAUUUCCCUGUUGAUUUUGAUAUGAUAGAGUUAAAUGGAUGGACCAACUGGUCGUGGCGGCGGCAUGGAUAUGAAUUUACCGAACUAUAAGCUUGGGAAAACCCUUGGCAUUGGUUCAUUUGGGAAAGUGAAAAUUGCAGAGCAUGCUUUAACUGGUCAUAAAGUUGCUAUUAAGAUACUUAACCGCCGGAAGAUAAAAAACUUGGACAUGGAAGAAAAAGUAAGGAGAGAGAUUAAAAUAUUGAGAUUGUUCAUGCAUCCUCACAUUAUACGGCUCUAUGAAGUUAUAGAGACCCCGACAGACAUUUAUGUUGUGAUGGAGUACGUAAAAUCUGGAGAGCUCUUUGAUUAUAUUGUAGAAAAGGGAAGGUUGCAGGAAGAUGAAGCCCGUAUUUUUUUCCAACAGAUAAUUUCUGGUGUGGAGUACUGCCACAGGAAUAUGGUGGUGCACAGAGAUCUUAAGCCUGAGAAUUUGCUUUUGGACUCCAAAUGUAAUGUGAAGAUUGCUGAUUUUGGUUUGAGCAAUAUAAUGCGUGAUGGUCACUUUCUGAAGACAAGUUGUGGGAGUCCCAAUUAUGCUGCUCCAGAGGUAAUCUCCGGGAAAUUAUAUGCUGGACCUGAAGUAGAUGUAUGGAGUUGUGGUGUUAUUUUGUAUGCGCUUCUAUGUGGCACUCUUCCUUUUGACGAUGAAAACAUUCCCAACCUGUUUAAGAAAAUAAAGGGUGGGAUCUAUACUCUUCCAAGUCAUUUAUCGUCAGGUGCUAGAGAACUGAUUCCUAGUAUGCUGGUCGUUGACCCAAUGAAGCGCAUCACCAUCCCUGAGAUCCGACAGCACCCGUGGUUUCAGGCUCAUCUUCCACGCUAUUUAGCUGUGCCUCCACCCGAUACAAUGCAACAAGCCAAAAAGAUUGAUGAAGACAUUCUUCAGGAGGUUGUAAAGAUGGGAUUUGACAGGAAUCAGCUGGUGGAGUCUCUUCGUAACCGAAUUCAAAAUGAGGCUACAGUUGCUUAUUAUUUGUUGCUGGACAACCGCUUCCGUGUUUCUAGUGGUUAUCUUGGAGCUGAGUUUCAGGAGACUAUGGAAACAGGAUUCAACCGUAUGCACCCUGGUGAACCUACAAGUCCUGUUGUAGGACACCGUCAUCCUGGAUAUAUGGAUUACCAAGGAAUGGGAUUAAGAUCACAGUUUCCUGUUGAGAGAAAGUGGGCUCUGGGAUUACAGUCUCGCGCUCAUCCACGUGAAAUUAUGACCGAGGUUCUUAAAGCUCUACGUGAGCUCAAUGUGGCUUGGAAGAAGAUUGGGCACUACAAUAUGAAAUGUAGGUGGUUACCUGGAAUUCCAGGCCAUCAUGAAGGCAUGAUCAACAGCCCUGUGCAUAGUAAUCAUUACUUCGGGGACGAAUCUACCAUCAUUGAAAACGAUGGCGUCGUUAAAUUGCCUAAUGUUAUCAAGUUUGAAGUUCAGCUCUACAAAACGCGGGAAGAGAAGUAUUUGCUUGAUCUACAGAGGGUUCAAGGCCCCCAGUUCCUUUUCCUGGAUCUUUGUGCUGCGUUCCUUGCACAGCUCCGAGUGCUCUAAAAACACAUAAUUUUAACUCAUGGGACGGUGAGCUUGUGAACCAAGAUUUCACAUGCAUAACUUAUCUAUCAUCUUACAGAAUCUUAGUUCUUACCCUCCCAGUUUAGAUGGAUAGUAGCUCAGUCUUGUGUAAAUCUGAUUUUCGGUAGUAGAAGUUGUCAGAUCUGGGCGUCCAAUAUUGAUUGGUGAUGCCCGUUACCUUCCCCUUCUUCAUUCCAAGAAAAAAAAAAAGAAAAAUCUAUUUAACUUCUUGUGUACUGCUGUAAUUUAAAGACAUUCUCUUGUUUCAUAUCUCUUUCACUGCAGUUGCUCUCAGCUGUCGGUGUUCUCUUCGUCGAGGUUCCCGAAAUCCUUUCGUCUUUGGUACGUCUCACCAAAACUCUUUAACUGGGUAGUUCUCUCCAUCUUGUGACUGUUGAAAUGACAAAAAUCCUCUGUUGAAUUUUGAGGAAAGACCCAUGCAUUGAUUGCAUUUAGAACGAUUGUCUGAGUAAGAUGCAAUAACAUAUCACAUAUCGUAUUUCGGGUA